AUGUCUAAACCUAUCUUUCGGGAAUACAUUGGUGUGAAGCCACACUCAACAACUUUGGAUGAUUUUCCACCUGAAAUCAUCAAAACAGAUACCUUGGAAUUCCACUUCAUUUUGGGCUUUGCCACUGAAAAGUAUUACCUAAGCGGAAAAGGUUCGGGAAAUUUCGAGGAAUCUUGGAGGGAUGAGUUCUUCGGUCCAGAUAAAGUGAAAAUUUUGAAAAUAAAACAUCCAGAGGUAAAGGUGGUAAUAAGCAUUGGAGGUCGUGGCCUUGAAACUCCAUUCGAUCCAGCUGAGCACUAUGUAUGGGUUUCGAACGCUGUAAAAUCACUCAAACUGAUCAUUCAAAAAUACAAAAAUGAAAGCGGAAACAUGAUCGAUGGCAUUGACAUUAAUUAUGAGCACAUCAAAUGGGAUGAGCUGUUUGUUAACUGCAUAAGCCAAGUUAUAACAGAGCUCAAGAAUGAUGAUGACCUAAAUAUCCAGGUGGUGUCCAUUGCUCCAUCCGAAAACAACGCAUCCUCCUACCUGAAAUUGUAUAAUGCAAACCCAGACGAUAUCAAUUUGGUUGAUUAUCAGUUCAGCAAUCAACUAAAUCCUGUAUCCACAGAAGAUGCUUUUGUAGACAUCUAUAAAAGUUUAGUAAAAGACUACAAUCCUCAUAAAGUCCUUCCGGGAUUUAGCACCGACCCCCUUGACACUAAGCGUACUAAAAUUACACGAGAUACAUUCAUUGGUGGCUGCAAAAAAAUUAUAUCCUCUUUCCAAUUGAAACUACCUGGUGUUUUUUUCUGGAACGCUAAUGACUCCGCGAUUCCCCAAAGCGAUGAUGAGGACGAACCUUACAUCCUAGAGCAUAUCUUACAAGACAUCCUAACCAAAUCAGGUGAGGAGUUACUAGCUAUAUCUAGCCAGUCAUAA
Vicia faba (fava bean) is the source of this 918-nucleotide messenger RNA. NCBI's taxonomy places the organism in Eukaryota, Viridiplantae, Streptophyta, Magnoliopsida, Fabales, Fabaceae. The record is from the annotation of a GenBank genome assembly.